GGAGGCCUGGUCAGGAUGUUUAAGGCCAGUCUUUCCAUAUUGCCUGCCAAACGGACCGCCUUUCAUCCAGUUUUUAUGGUCUUCUGUCCAUUACUGAGACCCUUCCCAGAGGGUACUGUCGGGGCCCUACCAUAGUUGCGUUUUUUUUAUGGCUUACAUAGCUUGUGAUUUCGAAUUCUCCUUUUUUAGCUUAAAUAUUGCUGUGUAAUGAUUAAGGGCUAGGCUCUUCCCGGAGCUGGCAGUUUUCCAAGGAAUCCCAUCCUUUACACUUUUAGGUAGAUUUGAAGUAAAAAGUGAGAGCAUCAUUCUCCCAUCAGUAUCCUGUCAUCACAGAACGUCAGAAUUAAGUUACCUCAGACAGCAGCUAGAGCUAAAGCAAAGCCCACACUUUAAAGAGGAAAAGCGUCUUUUCUGGCGUCAGUCCACCAACACUCAUUCCAUUAUCAGUCAGUAAUUCUGGGCUCCUCCCCCACGGGGGCCAAAAAGAAAAAACAGGCAAGCCGCGGUGCCAUCUGUCCGCGUCCACUCCCCACUCCCCAUCCCCCGUCUCGGGCCAGACCAAAGCCGUGCCGGCGCGCCGCAGGCAGCCCUGGCGGGGCCUUUCCUACCUCCUAACGCUGGGCCCCUCCCUCACGUUGCCUCUGUGCCUGCGAACAUGGCGGCGCCCAUUGUCACGGCCCCGGGCAGAGCUCUGCUGCGGGCGGGCGCGGAGCGGCUGCUGCGGGGAGGCCUCCGGGAGUUACUGCGGCCGCGACAUGAAGGGAACACCCCUGGCCUGGAGCGCGACUUCAGCCUCUCUCAAAAUCGGGACACGGUCGUCGUGGAGCGCUGGUGGAAGGUACCGCUGGCCGGGGAGGGCCGGAAGCCGCGCCUGCACCGGCGACACCGCGUCUAUAAGCUGGUGGAGGACACGAAGCAUCGGCCCAAAGAAAACCUGGAGCUCAUCCUCACGCAGUCCGUGGAGAAUAUUGGAGUCCGGGGUGACCUGGUCUCAGUGAAGAAAUCUUUUGGCCGGAAUCGACUCCUUUCUCAGGGACUGGCUGUAUAUGCAUCUCCUGAAAACAAGAAGCUGUUUGAAGAGGAGAAAUUGCUGAGACAAGAAGGAAAAUUAGAGAAGAUCCAGACCAAGGCAGGUGAGGCGACAGUGAAAUUUCUAAAAAGCUGUCACCUGGAGGUAGGGAUGAAGAACAAUGUCAAAUGGGAGCUGAACCCUGAAAUUGUUGCCCGCCACUUCUUCAAGAAUCUUGGUGUUGUGGUCGCCCCACAUACAUUAAAGUUACCAGAAGAGCCUAUCACACGGUGGGGCGAGUACUGGUGUGAGGUGACGGUGAGUAUGUUGGUUUCUAUCCUAUUUGAGCUCACCUACCACUCUGAGUCAGUUAAUCACUUUCGUCCCGUCUCUGUUAAUGAGACGUCUGUCAUCAGUAGUUGUACUGACAACCGUAGCCAACUUCAUCCUUGA
Messenger RNA from Cebus imitator (Panamanian white-faced capuchin), 1462 nucleotides. RefSeq names its product mitochondrial ribosomal protein L9 (gene MRPL9). Bases 656 to 1462 code for a protein of 268 amino acids. Gene Ontology annotation, molecular function: structural constituent of ribosome. The transcript is spliced from 7 exons. The record is from RefSeq and is a predicted model, not a curated record. Gene Ontology annotation, biological process: translation. Gene Ontology annotation, cellular component: mitochondrion; ribosome. Lineage: Eukaryota; Metazoa; Chordata; Mammalia; Primates; Cebidae.